AUGCUGGUCCCAAGCAACCUCAACUAUGUUACCCAAUUCUAUCCACUGGGAAACACUCCCGCCAUCAGUCUCACGCGCGAUCUGCCUCAAGGAAACCGCGUUGAAGCAGACACCAUUCUGCUUCUCGGCUGUGGGGACGUUCGAAACAUUCUUUACACCGCGUACCUUGAGAAUGGCCUUCCUGCUCGCAAUGUCCUGCUUUUCUCGUUCUUGAUAGAUGGGAGUAGCCCGGCCGACACCCUUUGGGCUAUCUACUACGAUAUGUAUCUCAGCGACGCUGUCAUCAGCCUGCUCACGCGUCAAGCCCAGCGGCUUGUAGACACAUCGAAGACACUGGAGACUUGGCACAAGAGCAAAUAUGGCACGAUGUUGCGGUUUUGUGACGAAGCCUCGCUUACAUCUGCUCGAGCUCUUUGGACCAAAUACGUCUCAGCCGCCUCCUUGAAGGAUAAUCCAAAGCACCUGGCAUCCUUUGAGGCAAACCUUCAGCGAUCUCGAAAUCUGUUCUCUACGAAGAUGGCAAAGUCAGUCGGUGGUACCAAGAUUAUGACGGCCGUUCGAUCUGCUUCCCCAUUGGCAGUGAGCUCCUUGGGCGUCUUGUCCAAUACAUUUGAUGCCUUUUGGAAGGAUGGGUCUACUUCGAAAUCUGCUACUGCAAAGUACCCCAACCCCAUGUUUGCAUCGUCCAUGUCGGCCAACACAUACCUCCAUUACGGGACCGACCCAGUGACAGGGUUUCAUCUCGCCACUGUAUUCGCCAAACUCGAUCCCAAGUCCCCUUGGCGCCACAGCUCUGUUCCCAGCGUCCAGGUUGUCUUCGAGGCCACCAAGAUGCAGUUCAAAUUGUGGAUCUCGGCCUUCAUGGCUAUCAAGGAUCGAUUCAUCUUGAGGUUCGUGCUGUCUGAUGCAUUGGCCUUCUGCCAUACUCUCCAGCAGAGUGCAGUCUCGAAGAGCGCUUCAGCACAUUUCUUCAGGUCACAGUUUGAUGCUCGCCCGCUGGAACUGGACUCAGGUUCCUAUGGUAAAAACGGAGAAGCGCCGACGAGUUUCGACGUGAUCGACUCGUCGAACCUGGCGGACCACCUCGGCCCCCUAAACAUUCUCGUUGGGGCCGCACCGCUUUUGAAGAACGAAACAGCCUCGACCCUCUACAUGGAGACACUCCUAAAGACGGGGAAAACCCGAAAGGCUCAGUUCGAUGAAGUUCUUCGUGGUCAUGCUCCCACGGUGUCUCUCCUCUUGGGUGUAGCAUCGGUUGAGUCUUGGACCAAUGCAACCACCGUGUCGAGCGUCGACGAAUUAAUACUCAACAACCUGGAGUCUGGUUCAAUGAAGCAAGUCCACACCAGACUCUCUUGGAAGCCUAUCCAACCGUUUUCUGGUGGUCAAGGUAGCAUCACCCUACCCAGAAUCGAUGCCAAAACACUUGCACGUGCCAUCUUCCAGGUAUACUGCGACAUGUUCCGACAGGAGAACCCACUCGCCAUGUUGAGCGCCUCGAGGGACCAGUUGGGUCAGCAAAUCCAGAACAGUGCACACCCUCACUUCCACCGAGGAAGCCUCGUCGCUCUACUGAAGACGAUCAAGGCAAGGGUUGUGACGGAAUGGCCCAAGAUGUGGGAUGCGCUGCUCGAGUUCAUCAUGCGGGAUAGGAGCAUGAUGCUUGCCAGCAACUAUAUCCAAGAACUCUCUGCUCAGCUUCAUAUUCAACAGGUCCACACAGAGCCGUGGCUCCAAGAUGAAAUUCAGCGCAACGCACCAGGUUUCGGCUCGUGGGGCAAGAUCCCAGAGGUCAUGGCUGUGACAUUGAUCGUACCUCGAGAUCGCGUCAUUGGCUUGUUCACAGACAGAGCCAAUUUUGCCAGCCCAACCUGCCGAGCUGUUUUGAGUUCGAGUGCAAAUGACUUCGCACAGCGACUCAACAUGUUUGCCGAUGUCCAUUUCUCAUUCGGAACCAUCAAGGCCACAGGGUCCAGAGGCAGUGAGGACUAUUCGCUGAACAUCCAGUCAGACACCAAAGGCUUCCUAGGAAACUCGCCGCUGAUUGCCUGCUUUUAUGUGCCAACAGCAGCACUUCAGUUAGAGUUGGAAGACGGCACCGUCGCCCUUGGACUGGAGUCGUCUCCUCAGAACCUGAUGUUCUUCCAGCAGAAGUUGGGAUUCACAAUGACCUUGUAUGAGGCGGCUCUGCGCGAUAAGAAACAUGUGCACGUCUCAAAGUAUCUUCCGGGUCAUAUUGCAUACCCAAUCACUUGUGGAAAAGCAAGUCCCGUGUCCUCUGUAGGACAACAUACAGGAGGACAACAUACCCUUGGGUCGACCAACGCCACCCUCACUGUCGAUCUCGACAACAGAACCGGCGUUAUAUCUUCGCUGACAGGACACGUCGAUAUUCUGUCCGAAAAGGGCAAGGCCCUACUGAUGAGCAAAGCUCCCAUUGGCCUCGUACAGUCAUCACCAUUCGUGAUUCAAGUCGUCCUGGGUGAGAAGGAAAUGAUGUUCCCUAUCCACUUUCCUCUCCCGGUUGACAAGGAGAGAAGUAGAACCCGAAUUGCACGCAAGUCGGGCUAUGUGGAAGUCACCGCCCCACUGGCAGACCCAGUCACUGCGGGAUGUCUGGAUGACUUUAUUUGCCCCGUGAGACUGGACCCAACCAGUACUCCAGUCACGAUGAACAUUCCACACCUGAACCUCGAUAGAUUGCCUAUACUGGAUGUGUCAAGCAAGAAGGGUCUGGACUGGUUGAAACCCCUCAUCGCCUCCCAGUGUUCUUCACGGGAGAGACAACUGAACUCGUCUGGUGUUGCUAGCAAGCCAGAGAUGCUCCCUCCUCGUCUCAACUUCAAGAAUACGCUCACUUCCAUCUUCGCGUCCGCCUCGGGGCUGCACAAACUGCAUCACCGAGUCUUCAGCCUCAGUCUUCCCGAUGAAGCCGGGCUCCACAUCCUGCUCUUCAUCAGCGCACUCCGCCUGGACGGCGCCGCGGGCUCCGUCGUCGCCGACGCCGCUGUCCUGCCUCUGACCAUCGAUCUAGUCGCCCCGCUGCAAGAUUUCCUCGCCCAGGUCACGGGAAUCUGUGCUUCCAUCAACAUUGAUAACCGCGAGCUUGAACUGUGGAAACGCGUGCUCCCCGCCUUGGCCGAGCGUUGUCGCACCUGGUCGCACGGCUCCGACUGCGAGUACAAGCGUUCCGGUGCUGCCGUUCCCCUGAGCCUCGAACACGGCGCGCAGUUUCUGUGCUCCUGUGGCCGGGAUAAGCUACCUGCGAGCUUCAAGGUCCCAAAUCUUGAGCAUUGGGAUGCCGUCGCCAAAUACAUGACGCGGGUGGCCAUUAGUCCGACCUUUUCGGUCCCAUUCGUGGAAGACAUCCUUGCCACGACCAUGCUGUCGAGCACCACGGAGGACGUAAGCGUGGACAAGAAGAACAACCGCAAGAAUGAGUGUCAGAAUUGUGGCAAGGUGGAUGGGGUUGGGCUGAAGAAUUGUGCUAGAUGUGGGGGAGUCAAGUACUGUUCGCGGGAGUGCCAGAAGGAGGAUUGGGGCCAUCACAAAAAGGCAUGCGGCAAACCUUAG
This is a messenger RNA of Pseudomassariella vexata, 3573 nucleotides long. Its product is annotated as MYND finger family protein. Gene Ontology annotation, biological process: regulation of transcription by RNA polymerase II. Gene Ontology annotation, molecular function: DNA-binding transcription factor activity, RNA polymerase II-specific. The transcript has 2 exons. The record is from RefSeq and is a predicted model, not a curated record. Gene Ontology annotation, cellular component: nucleus. NCBI's taxonomy places the organism in Eukaryota, Fungi, Ascomycota, Sordariomycetes, Amphisphaeriales, Pseudomassariaceae. Bases 1 to 3573 code for a protein of 1190 amino acids.